Molecule: messenger RNA, 2331 nt
Organism: Aspergillus mulundensis
Lineage: Eukaryota; Fungi; Ascomycota; Eurotiomycetes; Eurotiales; Aspergillaceae
Product: OPT family oligopeptide transporter
Exons: 14
Coding region: 1-2331 (776 amino acids)
Biological process (GO): transmembrane transport
Molecular function (GO): oligopeptide transmembrane transporter activity
Source: RefSeq, a predicted model, not a curated record
AUGGCUCGAUUCGCUAUCCCGGGUAGAAAGCCUCAGCAGAACGACAUCUCACAACCACUCGAAGCAGAGGAGAUUCCCACCGAGAAGGCUCAGCCCCCAGAGAUCAAAGACCUAGGCUCAGUCAAUGUCCGUCCUCUCGACGACAAUUCAAAAAGAGAAGGCGAUUCAUCCGACGAGUCGCAAUAUGACUUUGACUCCGCCGAGUUCAGGAACAUUCCCGAGCUGGUGCGCACAGUCGUCAGCUUCGAAGACGACCCCUCGCUGCCAGUCCUGACCUUCCGGUCAAUCCUUCUUUCGGCAAUCUUCUGCACGCUCGGGAGUGUAGUUUCUCAGCUGUCCUACUUCCGAACAACGACUGCGCCGUUUCCCGUCUUCUUCGUCAUUCUGGCAUCCGAUCCGCUUGGCCGUUUUCUUGCGCGUGUCUUGCCGGCGUACAAAGUGCCCUUGGGGCGGUUUUCGUUCUCGCUGAACCCCGGGCCGUGGUCACCCAAGGAGCAUGCGAUUGUGGGCAUUGCCGCCAAUGCUGGCAGUCAAGGGCAAUGGGCUACGUACCUGCCCACGAACGCUGCUCUAUACUACAAUACGACCAUGAACACGGCUCUCGCCUUGUUCUUUGGAUGGGGUUCCUCUUUACUUGGGUUUGCAUUCGCUGCAAUGGUCCGCCCGAUCCUGAUCGACGACCCCGAGUUCAUCUUCCCUCUGUCCCUGCAGCAGGUAACUCUGUACCGAAGCAUGGAUACCAGGAACCGAACGGACAAGAAGAGGGCACACGACCAAAUGAAGGUGUUCUGGAUCCUCCUCCUCGCCACAUUCGUCUGGCAGUUCCUACCAGAAUACCUCUUUCCCUUCGUUGCUUCUCUCGCCCCACUGUGCUGGUUUGCCAGUCGUAACCAUACAGUCAACUUCAUUGGAGCUGGUCGCGGGGGCAUGGGACUGCUGAACAUAACCCUGAACUGGUCGAACAUCACUUCGGUGGUCAUCACGUACCCGUACAGCGUGCAAGUUAUUAUCUUCCUAGCGUUCGUCUUGACGUGCUGGAUCUUAAUUCCCAUAGCGUACUUUGGGAAGCUCUGGGGAUCACCCACGUACGACAUCAUGUCAAAUGGCGUUUUCCAGAAGAACGGCUCGGCGUAUCCGUUUGAGGAUUUAAUUUAUAUCGAUUCAAACGGCAUGCAGCAUGUCAACGAAACUAAAUACGAAGAGGUGGGCCUUGCCUAUUCGGGUGCCCAGUAUACCUGGCAGAUCUUCAUGUGGGUGGCUUCAUACCUGUCCUCGUACGUCUGGUGCGCUCUAUUCCUAGGUCCAAAGAUGUACCAUAUCUGGAAAGCAAGGAAGCAAUCAGGCGCGUAUCAUCAGGACAGACUGAGCCGGAUCAUCCAAAAGUACCCCGGUAUCAGUAAAUGGGAAUGGGCUGCACUCGGCCUCGUACCAAUAGUCACCCUCCUAGGCGUCGUCGUCUCAAAGAAGAUCUACAUGCCCAUCUGGACGUACUUCGUCGCACUGGGCUUCGGCGGAGCCGCAAUGCUGCCCAUGAGCUUCGUGUACGCCAUGUCCGGCUUCUCAAUCAAAGUCGGCUAUUUCAAUGAGCUCGUAUACGGAUACAUGAUCGAAGCAAAAGGCUCCUCCCGCCACCCACUCGGCCAACUCGCAUACCGCAUCAUCUCCGGCAACGUCUGGUACGACGCGCGCGUCGUGCUCGAAGACCAGAAGAUCGGCCACUACCUCCACCUCCCACCGCGCCAGGUAAUCGGCAUCCAAAUCAUCGCGAACAUGCUCGCCCUCCCAGUAAACUACGGCGUGAUGCGGUGGGUCCUCGCCACGAAAUUCGAGUACGUGAGCGGGCAGAAGGACGACCCUCUCGGCCAAUGGACCGGGCAGGACUUCAAGUCCUACAACACCGCAGGCAUCCAGUUCGCGCUCGUCGGGCCCAAGAAGCUCUUCGCGAGUUCCUUCUUCCGACCCAUCCUCUGGGGGUUUCUAGCGGGCGCCCUCGCUCCAAUCCUCAUGUGGCUUCUACAUAAGAGAUUCCCCCGCGCACGCUUCGACCUCUGGAACACAACCAUCUUCUUUGCGUCUGCGGCAGUGUUCUACGGGAACUUGAGCACGGGUCCCUUUACGACGUUCCUUGUGGGCACGUUCACGAACUUCUAUCUUUGGCGGUAUCGUCGCGUUUUCUGGAACAAGUGGGCGUAUAUUAGCGGUGCGGCGCUGGAUACGGGGUUCAAUGCGAACUUGCUGUUUAUUUUCAUCUUUUUGGGGAGCACGGGGGCGAAGAUGGUGCAUUGGUGGGGGAAUAAUGCGGAUAGUGUGGAGAGGUGUUUUGCUUUGUAG